Molecule: messenger RNA, 1451 nt
Organism: Paraglomus brasilianum
Lineage: Eukaryota; Fungi; Glomeromycota; Glomeromycetes; Paraglomerales; Paraglomeraceae
Source: the annotation of a GenBank genome assembly
AUGGACGAAAAACGCUUUCACCUCCCGUUUGAAUUCGACAAUGAUGAUAGGUUUGGACCUUGGGACAUUCUUCUUAGUGAAAACGCCGUCAAAAACUUGAAGCAGUUAGGCGUAUCCACGACUAACAAAGUUUUAAAAAAGCUCGGACAAUUGUCAACCGGAGCGUGGAUUCAACAUCAACUUGUGAACAUAAUCCGCUCGGAUACUACACUUACAUAUGAGGUGAAGCUAUCCGAAAAGGAUGACCCAAAAAUUAUUUGGCAAAUUGAUAGCGGGUUUUCUACUCGCCAGUCUUUACUGAUGCAAAACAUAAAGGUUUGGGCCAUCACAAAUAAUCAAGAAGAAAUUGAGGACGUCUUGGAAAAUCUCGAGAUGGCUCACCAAGUCUAUACUGUUGAACAUAUAAAUCGAUGCGCAGUCGAAGUAAGCCAAGAUGGUGUUACUUUACCGAAAGUGUUUGAAGGAGAGGAAGCGAUGAAAUCUACCGAGAGUAGAUUGGAUGUCCUCCAGGAAGAUGACGAAAGAAUGUUAGAAGUACAUAAGGCCCUUGUUACGAAUAAAUUCGUUCCUUUAUCAACGAGUUUGAUGAAAGCGCUCGCCAGAGGCCAUUCUGGUUUUACCUUUCAAGUAUCCAAGAUUGAACACGAAAUCGUCAAUCACCCUAAAUCGGCAAUCAUUAUUGGUCGAUCAGGCACCGGAAAAACGACUUGUAUUGUAUUUCGAUUAAUCGCAUCGUGCUUGGCACGCGAACUUGAUAUCGCUCAUCGUGAUGAUGAGUAUUUGCAGAAAAGGCAGAUAUUUAUUACAGCAAAUUACUACUUAUGUGUCCGAGUAAAAGACUAUUUUAAUCGAUUGAAAGAAUCGGUAGACCAUGCCGGAGAAAGAAUAUCCAAAGCUCAGUUUAAUGAAUAUAUAAGGAGGAGAGGAACUGUCGUUAAUGCUAACGUGGCCAAUGAUGUAAUGCUUGAAGAAGGGGAUGAGUUUAAUAACAUUCCAGACUCAUUUCGUCAAUUGACAGAAGCUCAUUUCCCUCUAUUCAUAACUUUUGAGAAAUUUAUGCGGAUGCUUCAAGGAACAUACGGAAUAGAUUUGCAGAAGCUGACCGUUAGACCAGAGUUGGAUACAGGUGAUGAAGACGAUGUGGAAGGAUCUCGACGAAGGUUGCCUUUCAUCAAAAAGGAGCAUUUCGUAAACUAUAAUCUCUUUCGGAAAAGAUAUUGGGACCAUUUCGAUCAUGAUAGUAAACGAAACUUGGAGUGCGGACUAGUUUAUUCCGAGUUUGCCGUCAUCAAGGGCACGGAUCCAGUGGAUCAUUUAUCAAGAGAAGAGUAUCAAGCUAUUAGCACUAAAAAAUAUCCAGCAUUCCGCCAUAACCGUGAUCAGGUUUAUGAUUUGUUUCUGCAAUACGAAAAGAAGAAAGCACGCAAUGGUGAUCAUGACUCAAUAGAUCG